AUGGAGCACCGAAAGGUUAGAGGUAACGGCAUAGACAUCCACGUGGCGAUCCAAGGCCCUUCUGAUGGUCCCAUAGUUCUCCUCAUCCAUGGAUUCCCUACGCUCUGGUACUCAUGGCGCCACCAGAUCCCCGGUCUCGCUGCUCUUGGCUACCGCGCCGUUGCUCCUGACUUACGUGGUUAUGGUGACUCCGAUGCGCCGCCGGAUAUCUCUUCCUACACUUGCUUCCACAUCGUAGGUGACUUAAUCGCAGUCAUAACGGCCUUAACGGAAGAGAAAGUGUUUGUGGUUGGCCAUGAUUGGGGAGCUCUCAUCGCUUGGUAUCUUUGUCUCUUCCGACCUGAUAAAGUCAAAGCCCUGGUCAACCUCUCUGUUCCUUUCUGUUUCCAUACUACAGAUCCUACCGUUAAACCUCUUGACGUCUUGCGUAAGUUCUAUGGCGACGAUUUCUACAUGUGCCGGUUUCAGGUUCGUUAA
This is a messenger RNA of Thlaspi arvense, 477 nucleotides long. NCBI's taxonomy places the organism in Eukaryota, Viridiplantae, Streptophyta, Magnoliopsida, Brassicales, Brassicaceae. The record is from the annotation of a GenBank genome assembly.